Messenger RNA from Phalaenopsis equestris, 1218 nucleotides. RefSeq lists its product as uncharacterized. Gene Ontology annotation, molecular function: SNAP receptor activity. Lineage: Eukaryota; Viridiplantae; Streptophyta; Magnoliopsida; Asparagales; Orchidaceae. Gene Ontology annotation, biological process: retrograde vesicle-mediated transport, Golgi to endoplasmic reticulum. Gene Ontology annotation, cellular component: endoplasmic reticulum; SNARE complex. The record is from RefSeq and is a predicted model, not a curated record. The coding region runs from base 399 to 1112 and encodes 237 amino acids. The transcript has 9 exons.
GCGAACCUCGCCUACCUCGCUUCUCCUUCUCCUGGUUUCGCCUGAAACCAUCGCCUACCGUAUCCUUUCUCCCCUUCCGUCCCCGAAACAAUCGCGGUACCGUUGCGAAUAGAUCUAGCUCGGAAGGGAGCGACGGGAUCGCGACGUUCAAAGAUCUCCGAAACUCCACUAUAUCUCCUUUUUCCACUCCGCUUCUACCCGACCAACCCUCGUUUUUAUGUUCCUUCAUCCCGCCAGUUUCGCUUGCUUCAGCUCAUCUAAAUCCUGUAAAUCCAACGAAGAAGAAAAGUUCAGUGCAUAUCGGAUUCGUCGUCCUUUUUUCUACUGGAUAUUGCAGCCAGUUUGGAUCGGCGCGUUCUCCUUAGAGAAGUAUAUGAAGUGAACUUGCUGGUUUACACAUGGGGCUGAGCAAGAACGAAGUGAACCUGAGGAGGUUGCUUGCAGCUGCCCCCCGUCAAUCGAAUCAAGUAAAGCUAAUCCAUUAUGUUACAACAGCACGUGAGUUAUUGGAACAGAUAGGAGCAGAGUCUGCAAUGGGUGGAGUAUCCGGCAUUUCAAAGGCCAAACUUAAUGAAUAUUCAGAGAAGGUUGAAGCCCUUGCUGCUAGAUUAUUAGUUCCUGAACCAGAAUCUAUGGAGGCUGUUCAAGAAACUUCUGUUGAGGAAAUUGUUCCUGUAUCAGAGAAUCCUGAAAGCCAUACAUAUCCUACUCCCAGCUUGAGAAGAAGAACUGCAUCUGUAACAAAAGUUGAUAGAAACCAUGAGACAGUCGCGAUGGAUACUGGAACACCUGUAAAAUUGGAUGCAGAAGCACAUGCACAUAUUGAGAAGCAUAGAAAACUUCAGUCUGAUUUAACAGAUGAAAUGGUUACUUUGGCAAAACAACUAAAGGAAAGCAGUCUCCUGAUGAAUAAAUCCUUGAAUGAAACUGAAAUGAUUUUGGACUCUACAGAGAGGGCUGUUGAGCAGAGCUUGGCGAGCACGGGCCGUGCCAAUGUUCGCGCUGUUCAGGUAUACUCAGAGAGCUCGAAAACUACAUGCCUCACUUGGCUCAUUAUAUUUAUUAUGAUGAGUUUAUUCAUUAUGGUAGUUCUUCUCAUCCGUAUAACUUAAAAUGCUUCUAAUUGUUUAUUCAUUAUGCACAUGUAAUGUUAAUUACCUCAAUGUUAUUCCUUUAUCAAUAUUACAAUGUAUGAGAGAAUGCUGGAUGAUUAGAAAU